Molecule: messenger RNA, 1869 nt
Organism: Vigna angularis (adzuki bean)
Lineage: Eukaryota; Viridiplantae; Streptophyta; Magnoliopsida; Fabales; Fabaceae
Product: peroxisome biogenesis factor 10
Exons: 11
Coding region: 527-1711 (394 amino acids)
Biological process (GO): protein import into peroxisome matrix
Cellular component (GO): peroxisomal membrane
Molecular function (GO): zinc ion binding
Source: RefSeq, a predicted model, not a curated record
ACGGCGUGUUUUUUUUUCCUUUCUUUCAUGAAUUAAGAAGGGUUUUAACAAAAUUAGUGGUGGAAGAUAAGAACGUCAGAACAGUGUUAGAAAAAAACAAACGGCGUGUCACGCGGGUGACCCGGGUUCGAUCCCCGGCAACGGCGUGUUUUUUUUUCCUUUCUUUCAUGAAUUAAGAAGGGUUUUAACAAAAUUAGUGGUGGAAGAUAAGAACGUCAGAACAGUGUUAGAAAAAAACAAACGGCGUGUCACGCGGGUGACCCGGGUUCGAUCCCCGGCAACGGCGUGUUUUUUUUUCCUUUCUUUCAUGAAUUAAGAAGGGUUUUAACAAAAUUAGUGGUGGAAGAUAAGAACGUCAGAACAGUGUUAGAAAAAAACAAACGGCGUGUCACGCGGGUGACCCGGGUUCGAUCCCCGGCAACGGCGUGUUUUUUUUUCCUUUCUUUCAUGAAUUAAGAAGGGUUUUAACAAAAUUAGUGGUGGAAGAUAAGAACGUCAGAACAGUGUUAGAAAAAAACAAACGGCCAUGGGGUGGGGUCACCUCGGAAGGCAUGGGUCAGAUUCAGGCAACGGAACGGAGGCUGGGCCGAGCAGCACCGCCACCGAGCCACGGCGGUUCCCACUGGCGGCACAGCCAGAAAUGAUGCGUGCCGCCGAGAAGGACGAUCAAUACGCAUCUUUCGUCUACGAAGCCUGUCGUGAUGCCUUUCGUCACCUCUUUGGUACCAGAGUUGCAGUGGCUUACCAAAACGAGACGAAACUCUUAGGGCAGAUGCUUUACUACGUUCUCACAACUGGCUCCGGACAACAAACCCUUGGAGAGGAAUACUGCGACAUCACUCAGGUUGCAGGAACUUAUGGACUUCCUCCAACGCCUGCGAGGCGUGCUCUUUUCAUUGUAUAUCAGACUGCUAUUCCAUAUAUGGCAGAACGGAUUAGUUCUAGAAUUGCUUCACGAGGCAUUGUCCUUGCUGACUCAGAAUCUGCCGAGGGUUUUGGAGAAAAUGCCCACAGGAGCCCUGGUUCUCAGAUUUCUGGCACUGGUCCUUUAUCCUCGUCGGGACAAUCUGUGACAACUCUGUCAAGGUUGAAGGGGAAACUGAGUGCAUUUUGGUUGCAUUUGGUUCAGAGAUGGCCCACGAUGCUCCCUUUUGUUCGUGAGUUCUUGCAGUUGGCUCUUCGUGCUAACCUCAUGUUAUUCUACUUUGAAGGCCUCUAUUAUCAUAUAUCCAAACGUGCUGCUGGCAUUCGAUAUGUAUUUAUUGGAAAAGCAUCAAAUCAAAGACCUAGAUACCAAAUACUGGGAGUAUUUCUGUUGAUUCAACUUUGUAUAAUAGCUGCUGAAGGUCUCCGCCGAAGAAAUUUUACUUCAAUUGCUGGUUCAGUUCAUCAAGCAUCCUUUGCAUCCCACGAUAGAUCAGCAGGACAUGGUUUACCUGUUUUAAAUGAAGAGGGUAAUCUGGCAACUCCAGAUAUUGACAAAGGAAGUUGGGUCUCUGAUUCUUCAUCUUCUGAGCAUCAUGCAGUUAGUGGGGUUAGCAAGUGCACACUUUGCCUGAGUAAUCGUCAAUACCCAACAGCUACUUCCUGUGGCCAUGUAUUCUGCUGGAACUGUAUCACAGAAUGGUGCAACGAAAAGCCAGAGUGCCCUCUUUGCCGCACUCCCAUAACACACUCGAGUCUAGUUUGUGUAUAUCAUUCGGACUUCUAGAAUCUGCUCUUCUUUAUGUACAUAUAUAGAACAUAGCAUCAAAGGAAACAUUUUCCUCAUCCUAGAUCUGACCAGGACUGUAUGAACAUUUGAGUAAUUCAUUUUUGUAUAACGAUGUCAAUAAUUAAUUUGAUUACAUUCUCGGGGUUCAAGUUUCA